Solea solea (common sole) is the source of this 1584-nucleotide messenger RNA. It is a transcript of the gene gadd45gb.1, whose product is annotated as growth arrest and DNA-damage-inducible, gamma b, tandem duplicate 1. Lineage: Eukaryota; Metazoa; Chordata; Actinopteri; Pleuronectiformes; Soleidae. The transcript is spliced from 3 exons. Gene Ontology annotation, cellular component: nucleus; cytoplasm. Bases 121 to 588 code for a protein of 155 amino acids. Gene Ontology annotation, biological process: regulation of cell cycle. The record is from RefSeq and is a predicted model, not a curated record.
GACAACAGACCUGAGAUCACUCACUCUCUCUCUCACUCACUCACUCACUCACGCUCUCACCGAGGAUUAAACUCUCCCUUCAAACUCUUCCUUCACGGAAUAAUCUUCAUCUUCUUCAUCAUGACUCUGGAGGAAGUCCUGGUCCAGAAACCCGCAGAGCGAGACCUGUGCAAUGGGCAGACUCUGGAGGACGCGCUCGUGUCCGCGAGGGACAACGAGUCUCUGACCGUCGGUGUCUACGAGUGCGCGAAAGUCAUGAAUCUUGACCCGGACAGCGUGUCCUUCUGCGUCCUGGCCGUGGACGAGCAGUUCGAGUGCGACAUCGCGCUCCAGAUCCACUUCACGCUGAUCCAGUCCUUCUGCUUCGACAACGACAUCAGCAUCGUCCGUGUCGGCGACGCCAAGCGACUGUCGGCGAUCGUUGGCGACGACAAGGCGGAGCAACUGGAAGACGCGCACUGUGUCCUCAUCACGAACCCGGCUGAAGGUUCUUGGGAGGAUCCAGCCCUGGAGAAGCUGCACGUGUUCUGUGAGGAGAGUCGUGGUCUGAACGACUGGCUUCCUGAGAUCAGCCUCCCCGGCCGCUGAUCUGGGACCUGGACUCUGGUCUCCAUUUGUGCUCAGAUGCUGUGAAGCUUCUUAUCUGGAAAUACUCAUCCUGACGAUCAGGGUGACCCUGUUUCUGCUUGUCCUGGAUUCUCCUGAGGAGGAUUCAAGUCCAGGCAACACGGCGCCGGCCCCGGGCCCACGCCCCGCCCUCCUCUGAAGGGAAAAAGGGGCGGGCCCCCCGGCCGACCGCCAACCGUCGUCUCUCGUACCCGUCCAUGCCAAGAUGACUCUCAUUCUUUAUGUGAACGAGGUCGGGCAUGCCACGAGAGCGACACGUCGACCCUCAUUCUUUGUGCGGAUGAGGUUUGGAGAGGAAGGAGAAGCGACUCGCGCGUCCUGUGGUUCCCGCAGAGCCGACGUCGCCAACCGUUGACGCACGCGCAGCAGGAGAAGAAGCGGUGCGGAGGAAGAGGCGUCUUUAGAAGAGAGACUUUUUUUAAAGGCGUCCUCUCUGCUGAGCAACAUGACAACAGUUGUCUUCAGCGCCAAAGUUUCCCACUUUCCAGAAUUGUCUUAAUUCUCUAAAGGUUUCACUUUAGAAAUUUAACGAUGACAAAAAAACAAGAAAAAAUCUCUAAAGGUUUCACUUUAGAAACUUUGAUACUGAAAAAAAAAAAUAAUAAUAAAAACUUUUUUUUCUAAAGGUUUCACUUUAGAAAAAAAACAAUGAUUAAAAAAUAUGAACAUUUUUGAGCAGAAAUUGCAUUUUCUUUGAAGGUUUUACUUCAGAAAGUGACUCAAUGAAGCUGAAAAUGUUACAAAAUUACACAUUUUAUUACGGCUUUUUUGUAUUAUGAAGAAAAAAAGAAAAUAUUGGGGAAAAAAGUCUUUUCUUUGAAGGUUUUAUUUAAGAAAACGGCUAAAAUACUAAUUUCACAUGAAUUUAUUUGUAUGAUGAAAAGAUGGAAAAAUGUUGGAAAGAAACUUAUUUAAAAUGUCUUUGUUGAAAAUAUUCAAUAAAAAGAUAAGAAAUGA